This is a messenger RNA of Carica papaya (papaya), 1293 nucleotides long. RefSeq lists its product as uncharacterized. NCBI's taxonomy places the organism in Eukaryota, Viridiplantae, Streptophyta, Magnoliopsida, Brassicales, Caricaceae. The record is from RefSeq and is a predicted model, not a curated record.
AUGAAGCCCGAAAGCUCCAAUGGCGGCCAACGUUGCCAUCUCGAAAAGGCCAAUACUGACAGUUGGCAAGAACCUCCCAAGGAUGUAAUGGAGAUGAUCUUGGACCAGCGGAAAGUCACCUUCGACGACUACUUAAGUUUGUGCGGCGUCUGCAAACCAUGGAAACAGCUGAUCAAACAAACGGGCAUCCACUUCCAGCUCGCUUCUUCCCCGCCAUGGCUGAUGCUUCCUCCAACCUCAAAAGACGACCCCGACUUGCGAUUCUUCGACGUGGAAACCGGCACAAUCUAUCGCUUCAUCAACGUGCCGGAGCCGAUCAGAGGAGGCCAGUGCUGCGGAUCCUCAAAAGGUUGGCUGGUGAUCGCCAAGGAUCAAGAAUCGAUCUUUCUGUAUAACCCGGUUUCCCGGGUUCAUCACCGUCUUCCUCCGGUAGAAUUAUUGGCGGAAGAUUGUUUUGACGAGCAAAAGAGUAGUUACUAUGCGAUCAGACAACACAUGGGUCGUAUCGAGUUAUCAUCAUCGGAUAUUCAUUCAUGCACCAUUGCUGCAAUUCAUGCUCGUGGUACUAAGCUGGCGAUUUGUCGACUAAAUGACAAUACAUGGACUUUUCUGAAAGAAUCCGACGAACUCGAUCUUUCUUCUGCAAAUCCUGAGGAUUCCGACUGUGACCAACACAACUUUGAAGACAUUCUGUUCUCUGAAGAUGGACAUGAGUUGCACGUCUUGUGUGGUAUGAAUAAUCAAACUUAUUCUACCGUCCAACAGGACACCAUUACUUUAUCUGAUAAUGCAGUCAUAAAUUUGAAGUUAAUUCCAAACAAAAGAACGUUGUACUGGAAUCGUCUUCGUAGUAUGGGUUCAACCAAUGGCUUCAUGAGCAUUACACCACAUCUGGUAAAAUCCAACAAUGGCGAGUUACUGUUAGUCGAGAAGCGGACAGAUACUCUGUCGUUUGACAACGAGAGUCUGCCAUAUCAUGAAGCCAAUAGAGCCAAAGUAUACAAGGUCGACGAAAGCAGCGGCGAGUUAACUGAGGUGGAGAAUUUGGGUGAUCAAGCGUUGUUUGUGGGUAGAACUGGUUCAACAUCAUUUUCAUGGAACGAGUUAGAGGAUGGAGAGAGGAGAAAUUUGAUCUACUUUGAAGAGAAUUUGGGUUACUUUCAGUAUCUUCUUGAUUCCUUUAUCGUGCCUUGGAUCGGCGAAGAAGAAGGAGUUAUUCCACCUGUUUGGUUUUCAGCCGAUCUCAGUCCUCUCCAAUGUGUUCUGCAUUGGUUUUCACCUUCGCUCCAUUAA